Bombyx mandarina (wild silkworm) is the source of this 1588-nucleotide messenger RNA. RefSeq names its product mitochondrial ribosomal protein S7 (gene mRpS7). Lineage: Eukaryota; Metazoa; Arthropoda; Insecta; Lepidoptera; Bombycidae. Gene Ontology annotation, biological process: translation. The record is from RefSeq and is a predicted model, not a curated record.
CCAAAAAAAGGCAAUACCCUGAAAUAUAAUUUCAUUUAAUUAAAAAAAAAUAAAAAACUAUGUCUAAUGUACUAAUUUUUUUUUAUCGACGGUUAAAAAACUCCAGCUUCAAUUCAUUUACAAGAACACUAUCAAAACUCCAAAUUCGAAAUUAUGCGAAGGCGACAAGCUUCCCAGACUAUUAUCAAAAUCCAAUAUUUAGAAAAGAAGAUCAAGUGAAACUCAUUGCAGAUUCGGAUUUGAAGAACCGAGCAACUGUACCUGUGAAGCCACCAACGGUUUCUGAAACGUCUUCCGUUUACUUUGAUCCUCUCGUUAAUAAAGUCAUCAACCAUGUGAUGGAAAAAGGUAACAAACGAUUGGCUCGUCAACUCGUUGAGAAAGCAUUCGAAAAUAUCAAAAGGAAACAAAUUGAACGAUACCAUUUGGCUUCUACACCAGAAGAAAAAGCCAAAAUAGAGUUAAAUCCUAAGGACAUUUUAUAUAAAGCCGUUGAAAAUUGCAAACCAUUGUUACAAUUACAGCCCAUCAAGAGGGGUGGUAUCACAUACCAGGUGCCUGGACCAAUCACUGAAAAAAGAUCAUUGUUUUUAGCAAUUAAAUGGUUACUAGAGACAACAGAUGAAAAAGAAAGAACUGUUCAUUUCCCUGAGCAGUUUGCUUGGGAACUCCUUGAAGCUUCAAACAAUACUGGCAAAGUUGUAAAGAGAAAACAAGAUUUACAUCGGCAAUGUGAAGCUAACAGAGCAUAUGCGCACUACAGGUGGCAAUAACAAUAUUCAGUCCUUAUAAAGUAGCAGUAAAAUAAUAUAAAUAAAAUCAUCCAUGUGACACUAGUAGUCUAUCUAAACUAAACAUAGGAACUUUGAAGUUAGAGUAGCAAAUAAAUAGAAGUACAUCAAUCCAAUGUAUACUUUCUACAAGCAUUAAAUCUAGUAGAAUGUACUAUUGUCUAGGUUCAUUUGCCCUGUUCAGUCUUUGCACCACCCAUGACCACCACCUGAGGCACCGGUCAAAUAGUUCUCUAAUUGGAUAUAAUGUGAUCAUAGCACUUUUUCUAAUUACAAAUAUAAGUAAAUUUUCUUAAAGCAAUUGUGAAAUAAAUAAGCUGUAAGUAAUUGUAAUUUAAUGAAAAUUACGACUGCAAUUCCAAUCAUCUUUGAGAUAGCCACCUGCCUAUAUACUAUUGUAUAGUACUUUUUUGAUCCAAUAGUAUAGCAUUAUUUGGAUAUUGACAAUUUGUCAUUGCAAUAUGUAUGAAAUAGAAUGAAUAGAGUUGCAAAAACUAUUUAAUUAAACUGAGGAAAAACCAAAUAUCUAGUUUCUUUUUCUAAUUAGUGAGACGGCUUUGACCACCGCUAAUUGUAUGAAAAAUUCAUCUCAUCAAACUAAUACGUUCUUCAUCAUCUUCAAGUCAUAGUACUUACUAUGACUAUAAUCUCUGAGUAUCGACAAGCGUACAAACCAUUUCAUAGGAUUUAACGAAAUAUAAAUAUUCGCUUUAGCGUGUGGUGCGCGAGGCCAUAGAAAUGAAAAACACAAACGUUUUAAUAUAAAAAAAAAAAUUUAAAAUAAAGAAAAAAUUAAA